CGCGAACAGCUGGAGCAAUUUUGCAUCGAUUCUGUUUAUAUUCCGUGGAAAAUGUUGAAUCUCCACAGAAAACUGAUGCAAAAUGUAAAGCGGACUUAAUGGCCGACACAACAUGAUUCCCUGGAUGCGCGAAAAGUUCAACGAGAAACGCGCGAAGUGGCUGGCGCGGAGUAAGCGGUCAUCCACUCCAUCGGCCGACAGUCCUGGAAGCAGUCGCGUCCACACCGCCAGCAGUGCCAGCGAUGCGGAGAGUCUCAGUUCCGCCUCGCUAAAUGUGCACACGACGGAGAUGGAGACCCAGACGGACGUUGUCGUGGCGGGCAGACCCGUUGUGGGUGGCGGCAGCUGUGUCCUGCGCACACCCUCGCCGGCACGGAGGCGUCGCAUGCACCUGGAGCUGCAACUGCAUAUGCAGAGCACUGCGGUCGCCACACAGACUGGCACUGGGAUGUCAAGUGCUGAUGGAGACCCACUAGACACACCCACUCCAACACAGCAGCAUGAAAAUGCUUUGUUCCUCAGGAAGACAUGCCAUUCCAGCCGCGUCGACUCGACAGGCUCGACGGGAGUGGACGAGGAGGACUCUCUGAAGGCGGGCGAUACCAUCGCGGUGCGCGUCAUAUGUCCCAGCUCGCGGGUACUGGUCUUCAAGACGAACGUGAACAAGCGCCUUAACGACCUGAAGAGCGAGGUCAUCCUGGAGUUGAGCGACGAUCCCGACUCCAUCCAGCUUUUUGCCCCCGAUGUGCGCCACCUGAAUCCGCGCUACCGCCUCUAUCGGGCCGAGUACUUUGGCGGGGAGCUGAACGAGGCCGAAACACUGGCCCAGCUUCAGGUGCGCCACAACGAGACCUUCAUACUCUCGGCCAGGCGCAGCACGCUCACACAGACGGUGUCGCGCAUACGGGAGGUGCCCGGGCCCAACGAGCAGUUGCUGGAGAGCGCUACGCGUUAUGUGCCUACCAACGCCAACUCGCUGCCCACCAUCGACAUUAACGAGAUCUUUCAGCAGUCGAAUAUCCAAUACGAUGUACGCAAGGUGUUGAUCUCCCUGGCGCAGGCCUCGGCUGCCGUCUUGGGGGCUGGGCCGUAUGCCCCUCGGCUGAUAGCCAUGCUGAAGCAGCGGCUGAUCAAUCGACGCAACCACCAGUCGGACACACUGCAGUGUCUCGUGGAUAUGGGAUUCAAGCGGGAGAUGGCCGCGUUUGCCCUAAAGGCCAACAGCGGCAUCUACUCGACCACCCUAGAGUGGCUGAUACAAAACCAGAACGAGGAUGUCCUGCAGGAGCCGGCCAUCAAUAUGCAGCAGAGCAUGUCCUCUAUUUCGCCCUCCGCCAUUGUCACCAAUAACGAAACCAUUGAAAACACCGCUGCGCUGAUGGAGAUUGUGCGCAUCUACAGCCACCGUGACUCGCCACCCAGCGAGGAGAUUGUCGAAUCGCUUACCGAAAUGGGCUUCGAGGAGGCUGCCGUGGUGUCGGCGCUGAAGAGGACGGGCAACAACAAGGCCUCCGCCUGCGAGUGGCUCUGCGACAAUCGUUCGGGUAGUGUGAUUGAGCUGCGCGAGGGCCUUGCUCCCGAUUCGCCCAUCCUAAAAGUUAUUCUCGAAAUGCCGCAGGUCCAGAUGACGCUCAGUAACCCGAAGACAUUUUUGGCGUUUCUGGCCAUACUGGAGAAUGAGCAUGCCAUACGCGUGUGGCGCGGCGACAACGACACCACCUCGGUCAUCACACAUAUCCUGCAAAAGUACCAUGAGGAGAAGCAUGUGCUGGGCAUCAAUCAGUUCUACACGAACCGAUGGUGAUGAUGCUGCCACCUGCUGCUGCUGCUACUGCGCCCCAAAGUGGCUUUAUAAUGAGAUUAACCAAAUUAUAUUUAUACAUACACAUACUAUAUACAUAUAUACAUAUACAUAUGUACACACACACCCAGCCGCACACCUCCGAAGCGGAUGCCUGGAGGUGGUUCCAAUUUUUGGUCCUCCAGCAUGUGUUUUGUGCGUGUGCGUGUGUCCGUAUGUGAAGAGUAUUUUUGUAGCCAAAACUAUGAAUGUAAAACCGCACAAAGCCAAAGAUGCAAUCGCUUUGCCAGAAGCACGCGACUGCACUCUAAAAACGCUUACCGAUCAGUACGAAUAACGCAUUAUAUAUAUAGUUACAUACACUAGGAACUAGAUCUAGUCAGCCACAACAGUAAGAAGGCCCGGCCCCGGCAUUCACUAUCGUCUAUCAACUAUCCUAUCUGCUAUCACUCAAUCUUCACUCAAUCGGAUCUCGCACUCUUGGGCCGUAUAUACAUAUAUAGAUCUCCGGAUAGUUGUAAGCGAGCGAAAACUGUUGGUGAUUUCUGUGCGUAUUGCAAAGCUAUUGUACAUUCGGGGGGGCUAACAACCGACAACCGACAUUGAACAUAAAGUAUUAUUUUGUAAACCAAAUAUUCUAUUAGCAUUGUUUUAACAAUAAGCAAAUAAAUCAA
Drosophila obscura is the source of this 2475-nucleotide messenger RNA. RefSeq names its product ubiquitin-associated domain-containing protein 1 (gene Kpc2). The transcript is spliced from 6 exons. The coding region runs from base 113 to 1804 and encodes 563 amino acids. Gene Ontology annotation, molecular function: protein binding. NCBI's taxonomy places the organism in Eukaryota, Metazoa, Arthropoda, Insecta, Diptera, Drosophilidae. The record is from RefSeq and is a predicted model, not a curated record.